AUGGGAGGGUCAAUUGGGUUUUCUUGAAAAUUUAUCUAAUUCAGAUUAAUUUUAUACCCCGCCAUGGCCAAGAAAUUCUACUAAUUCAUAAUACUAAAAUGGGAAUCAAGGAUUUCUACCACUUUUGAUACAGUUAUGCCCUCUCUAGUCACUAAAAGAGUUUGCCUUUGUUCUUUGCUAACGCUUGCAAGUUAGCAUAAAUCAUUGAUCAUCAAAGGCCAAAGGUAGCUUCCUCUAGAUUCAUAGCUAUAAAAUCAAGCCCAUGUGGUCUCAAAACAUAUCUUUCAUAUUAAUUUUUUUUACUAAUAGUUUUAACUUAGGCUUCCAUACAUAAUAUACUCACAUACAGGUAUUAGUGAAUAAGAACAAUAAUUUUAUUAGGUUUUCUUAAAAUUUUAUCUAAUUCAAAUUAAUUUUACACCCAGCCAUGGCCAAACAAUUCUACUAAUUCAUAAUGCCAAAAUAAUAAUCAAGGAUUUCUAGCAUUUUGGUACACUUUGUGCCUUCUCUAGUCACUAAAAGAGUAUGUCCUUGGUUUAUGCUAACACCUGCUAGUUAGAGUAAAUCAUUGAUAAUCAAAGGCCAAAGGUUCCUCUAGAUUUAUAACUAUACAAUCAAGCCCAAGUGUUCUAAAAAACACAUCUUUUAGAUUCAAUUUUUUUUAUAUAAUAUUAAUAGUUCUAAGUUAGGCUCCAAUACAUAAAAUACUUAAAUGCAGGUAUUAGUGAGUAAGAACAAUAAUUUUUAUGGAGUUUAUACAUAACCUGCUUGAGUGAGAAAAUGUGGGGCUCAAGAUGUGGAAGAUCAAAACUUUUACUGCUCAAGAAUAAGAUAAAAAUAAUAUUUCUAAACUUUCAAUGGUUGGAAUAGUAAAAUAAAAAUGGACACCAACCCGUUUCGGCCCAGUAAAGAUCUGAAAAUAAAAGGAUAAUCUCGCCGGAAAUAAGUAUCUUAUCCUGUAAUAUUAAUUUCUCUCUCUCUCUCUCUCUCUCUCUCUCUCUCUCUCUCUCUCUUGCGUGGACGGACAGAUGAGGAGAAUAGAUGCGGUGAAGAAUCAGAGGGAAACUAGGAAGAAACGAAAGAAAUUCGCAACGGAAAUCAACGAAGGAACGGGGGACAGUCGGAAGAAAAAUCACGAUGGAAAACAACGGAUAAAUGAGGAAAAACAGAGGGAAGACCGUGACGGAAAAUGAGGAACGAAUGGGGAAAAAUGAAUGUGAGAUUCUCACCAGAAAUAUAAGGUUUUUUGAAGACUCAUCUGAUUGCACUCUCCACUCUCUGCAGCUCGUGAAGUCAAAGGAGAAACGAGAAGAAGAAGAAGAAGAAGAAGAAGAAGAAGAAGAAGAAGAAGAAGAAGAAGAAGAAGAAGAAGAAGAAGGUUUCACUGGAUACUCCACACUGUAAUGAAAUAGAGGAGGAUUCUGAUUGCUUGGGGCCAACCUCCAUGACCUCGUGUAGAACACUUGAGAAGUGA
Molecule: messenger RNA, 1474 nt
Organism: Spirodela intermedia
Lineage: Eukaryota; Viridiplantae; Streptophyta; Magnoliopsida; Alismatales; Araceae
Source: the annotation of a GenBank genome assembly